CUUGGCCAAAGAAGUUGACGGCGAGGACGACGGGGACGAGGACGACGAACCUGUUAAAAUGGAGCUACGCCUGCACUCGCCAGCCGGAGCAGAACCGAUUGUCUAUCAAUGGCCCCUCACCUCCGGAUCCGGAUCUGAUCGUCAUGAUGGAGCACUGGAUGUCGUUGAAACAAUGCGAUGGGUUUGCGAAGAUUUGCCAGAUUUGAAAUUACCUUUAGAAAAUAAUAUUCUUUGCGAAUACGAUACAAGAGACUUUGAGAGCAUGAAAAGUUUAUGCGACAAAUUCAAUAGGGCAAUCGACAGUUUAGUUCAGUUGGAAAAAGGUACUAGUCUACCAUCUCAAAGGCUGAAUAAGCGUCCUAGUCGAGGUUUAUUACGACAUAUACUUCAGCAGACAUACAAUCAAGCAGUAGUCGAACCAGAUAAAUUAAAUCAGUACGAGCCAUUUUCACCAGAAGUAUACGGAGAAACCAGUUACGAGCUUGUUUGUCAAAUGAUCGAUCAAAUCGAUGUGACGGAGGACGAUGUGUUUGUCGAUCUGGGAUCCGGAGUUGGUCAAGUAGUGUUGCAAAUGGCAGCAGCAACGUUAUGUAAAAUUUGUAUUGGCGUCGAAAGAGCCGAUGUACCAUCAAAAUAUGCACAAAGUAUGGAAAUAAACUUUCGUAAAUGGUUGAAUUGGUAUGGAAAAAGAUGCGGCGACUAUCGUUUGGUAAAGGGCGAUUUUUUAGCCGACGAACACCGCGAAAGUAUUACCGGAGCUACGAUUGUAUUUGUUAACAAUUUUGCCUUUGGCCCGACGGUAGAUCAUCAACUGAAAGAACGAUUUGCCGACUUGCGCGAUGGUGCGCGCAUAGUGUCGUCAAAAUCAUUUUGCCCCUUGAAUUUUCGCAUAACAGAUAGAAAUCUGAGCGAUAUCGGCACGAUAAUGCAUGUCUCGGAAAUGUCACCGCUAAAAGGUUCCGUCUCUUGGACUGGUAAACCAGUGUCUUAUUAUUUACAUGUAAUUGACCGUACCAAAUUAGAACGUUAUUUCCACCGUUUAAAGAAUAAUAAACAAGGUGGCGAUGAAAACUGUGAUUCUGUGAUAAGUAACACUGCCAGCAGUAAUAAUAAGAUUACGAGUAGGGGAGAGAGAGGCGACAGAGCCAAACGAGACCUUUCGAGGCAGCUAGAUAGUCCAAAUCAUUCAGAGCAACAAGGGACAAAUAGCGAUUCUGAUGGAGAUGAGAAUAAUAUUAAAAGUCGUCGACAACCGAACAAAAUUCGCAGAAAAUUAAAUCGAAAGGCCAACAGUAUUACAAGACCUCCAGCCAGAGGUAGACAGAGAGGAAGAGGUGUGAAAAAAUCCAAGCCCAAGAAAGCAAUUAAUAUUUCUGGUCUGGACUUGCUGCAUAGUCAAACAUUACUUAGUACAUCUCCGCAGGCUUUGGGGAAAAAACCGCCACCAGCGCCUGGUUGCGUGGAUCAACAGCUAUCGUCGUUAUCGCUCUCUUUGCAGUCACAUUCCACCUCUGUACACGAAGAACUUAGUAUACCACCUGCUCCGUCCGCCACACCAUACGCUUUACAGAUACUCUUGGACUUGUACAGGGACCAAUUUAUGCUCAUGUUGGAAUCGAUGAGAACUCCUCAAUACAGAGUAUCGAUCAAUACUGAUAUUGCAAAAGAAAGAGAAAGAAAUUCCAAAUUACAAUCAAGAGCAGCGCAAUUAGAGAAACAGAUCAAAGUGUUAAUCGACGAUAGCGUAGCUCUUUUGAAAGCAAGAAUGACUGAAUUAGGUAUAAAUGCUACAUCACCUGGAGAUUUACUUGCUAAAGCUAAGGAAAUAGUUCUUCGUCAUAAGCAAUUGCAAGCAAAAGCAAGUAAAUUACAAGCUCAAGUUGCAUCUAUGGAAACUGAGCAAUCAAGGUUGACUGCGCUUAGACAUCAAGAAUUACAAGAAAAAUAUAGCAAUCUCUCGAACGCGAACGUCAUAUCAAAUCCACCACAGCCGCUCACGCAAGAUUACAUAUUGAAGGAAAUAUCCGCGACUCUGUCUCAACGUAAAAGAUUACAUUGUCAGGUGUCCAAAUUGGAACACGAGUUGAAUGUUUUAGAAAGAGCAAGCAGCGAGAAGCAAGUCGCUGCGAUUGCUCAACAACAGAGAGAAGCGGUAGGCGUUAAGCAUUCGCAGAAUCAACAUCACCAUCAACAACAAAAUGGUAAAAGUGGAUCUACGCGAAAGAGUAGAGAAGGACGAUCUAGGUCACAAGAAUGGCCCGAUGUACCUGACAUUGGAAAGAUACAAGAGAACAAUCCGGAAAUAUUGGCGCAAAAGAUUUUGGAAACGGGCAGACAAAUAGAAGCUGGUCGAAUGUUGAGUAGGCAAAAUACUAGUUCGAGUAGCAAUUCCAGGACCAGACUGCCACAAGCAUCCCUUAGCUUUUCUACUACUUCGUCGUCUAUUUCAUCUUCACAAUCACAGACAAAUAACAAAGAAACGGCAAAUAGAACCCAAGAACCCCCCAGGGUUGCAAAUUUCGAAGAUAGAUUAAAGAGUAUAAUUACAAGUGUCUUGAACGAGGAUCAACAAAAUAGAAAUAAGCAACAGCAAAUGCAGCUACAGGUGCAAUUACAAAGUCAGAAUGAGCCAGAUAGAAAACGUAUCGCGUUGCCACACAACGUAUCUACUCCCGAUUACACGCAGGUUUCACCUGCAAAAUUAGCACUUCGCCGUCAUCUAUCUCAAGAACGUCUUUCAUCUCACUUAACACCAUCUGAUAGGCCAACAAUCGACUCCAGACAAUCGAGUCAUGACAAUCGUAUUGUAGCAGGAGGAAAUGGAUUACUUGGUACUAGGACGAUCGGUGAUUUGGUCAGUGGGGAGAUAGAGAGGACUUUAGAGAUUUCCAAUCAGUCAAUAAUAAAUGCAGCCGUUGAUAUGAGCGCGAUGAUAAGACCGGAAACUGUAUAUUCUCCUAUCAGUAGACCAGCCAGCGCAGAGGGUGAUGCUGGUUUAUCAACUCUUGCGCAUGUGGCUAGUUACGCUCCAACUUCUUCUGCUAUUUCAACAUGCACUACAGCUGCUUCACGAUCAUCAGUAUUGUUCACUCCAGUAACUCAACCGCAAAGAUACACGCCAGUUCAGUUACCACGCGCAGACAUCAAACCUUAUCACGAAUCAUAUUUCUCUGACAAUCCUUCUCAGUCUCUUGCACAAACCCAUCCUCCGUCAUCGAUGCAUGCAUCGCAAACUGCAUCGAAUGGUGAACUUUUGCCGGUAGAAGGACUGGCAGCGUCUUUACAUGCUCGUAUAUUAAAUAAUCACAACACUAAAACCGAGUCGAUGCUUUCUACAAAUAGAAGAUUUCAACCAUACCCUCGGUACGCAACCAGUAGUAACAGUAAUGGCAGUACAACAACAACAAAUGGUAUUGUAACAGCCAUUUGUCAAUCUCAGCCUUCGAUGUCAAUAAAAGCAGAGUCAAUCGUGUCGUCGAUAAGCACAAGCGGAGCGCCGUUAAGUCCUCUUGUAGAACCACACUCUAAUACAUCUACACCGUUAGUCGAUGAACCUCAAAUGACAACGCAGAGACAACGAAAUGGUAUUGGUGACGAUGAUGGAGAGGCUGAUUGGCAAGACCGUAUCAGUUCUGGAUUCGACAGAUUGGUUGCAUUUGCUUCCACCGAGCUAGAUAAGCGAAGACGAUCCACGGAGGGUGUGAACACAAGUCCUGACAGCGGUUUAGGAUCAGACAAUACCGUAACUGGACCUCCACCGGUGAUUCCAUCGCCAGAUGAAGCGCUGGGUCCUCCUCGCACACCAUCGCCGACCAGCCCUCGGCCACCGAAUCCCUCCAACAGCAACACAAGUAGUACGUCUUCCGUGCCACUAAAGUAUCAACGGCAAUCGGAUCCUGAACGACAUCAUUUUAAGAAAAAGUUCUUUCAUAGAGAUUGGAAUAACUCUGGAAGUACCAGUAAGUUUCGUCCUAAAGGCAAGGAUUGGGAUUGGAAUCAUUCGGGACAGUGGCCUUCGAAUGACGAACAAUCUUAAUCUUCCUUUUGUAUUGUAUCUUUGAAUUUGAAGCUUUUAACGAUUUCUCUUACGGUUGUUAGGUUUGCAGAAUUGAGAAUGCCGUCUGCGUUUCUUGGUUGCGGAUGAAAUGUAUCAUUUCUUUUAAUGAUAGAAAUGUUAUUAUCCCCUCUCUCGUAAUAUGGUUAAAAUAAUUUUUAAUUACCGAACUCGCACAUUGUAGUAGUACUACAUUGCGUGCUCGACUCGAACGCGACAUGUGUUCGAAUCGAAUUGUUUUUAUUUUCUGCUGAUGCAACGUUUAAUUGAGCAUCCGUAGAGCUCAAUACCUUGUUUUAUAGUCGGCAAUAUAUAUUUAUUUAGUAGAAAAAAAAAAAUGAAAAGAAAAAAAAACACACACAAAAAACGUUACGAGGCUAAAUGUACUGCGAAAUUGAAAUUAUGAUUUCAAUGGUAAAACAAUUAUGUAAUAUAUAGCGAUAUACACGCGUAUAUUGAAAAGUGAAGGGUCAAGGGAAUGUAAAACGCACUGUUACAUAUUACUCAUUGAUAAGUAAUUCAACUUAAUAUUAUUAGUCACUACAAUCUUUUGGUUAAACAAAAAUUUUAGAGAAUAAUCAUUAUCGAUUCGGUAUAUGGCGUAUGGUGAGAAUGUGUUUGCCUUCAUAAAUAUUUCCUAUACAUCAUAGAGAUUAUAUUCCCUGGAGCAAAUGAACCGCUUGUAAUGCACGUCUGUAAUUAUGGUACAUGUCUAUUACAUGUGUAAUGUAGUAGGGUUUAACAAUGCGCUGUGUAAAGAAUGUGCCACGUAUUAUGGACGUUGCAGCUGACAGUUAGUUGGUAAACUAACAAACAAACAAACAAACAAAAAAAGUGGAAAGAAGCUACCAAAACCUACGUGUGUUCGUAGCAAAUAUUCGCUGCAAAUUUUAUACGCGAUUCAGUCAUCUUCCAUCGUUUCUGGAAGAUUCUAUAUCGAAGUGUUCACUGUUGCACAUAGAAUGUUAUGACAACAACAGAAUAGUCAUUUUACCAGAAGUUAAAUCUAAUUGGUUUUCCUUUUUUUUUUUUGUUUUUUGUUUUUCGGCGUAAAUUUACACACUUGAUUUGUACGAUUGUGCAGAAUAUCCAAAGAAUGAUCUCUGCGAGUAUCGAAUAGAUUUUCCCAGCGACUCGAUCGAACUCUUAGCAAUUCCGCUGGUAAAUUCGAAAAAAAUGUAAAUAAAUUCGACGCGUCAUCGAACACGCGGAUCUAUGUAUAAAAGAUUUUUUAGUCAUUGUGUUGUAUACAUAUAUAGAGUAUGAAAAAAUUGUAAAGAAAGCACUGAGCAACCGUCAGAAUUGAAAUUGUAAAAAAAAAACUUGAUCGGUGUUCCGUAUAUAAUUGUAAUUAAUUAUCGAAUUAUUUAAUAAUCCCCUGUAUACAUUAACGCAUAUAAUUAAUCACGAUGUAGGCACCUGUCAAGUUUAGCGUGUUAUAUACACUGCCGAAUCUUCUAUUAAUUUUAUUAUUGAUCAUGAUUAUUAUUUAUUGUUUUUAUUGAAAUAUUUUAAUACUAAGGUUUUUGUAACAAGAAUAUUUUCUCUUUCAUUCUUACCUUCCAUAAACAUAAUUAAACGUUUCGGUCAGAAAUCUUAAUUGCAGUAUGAUAGAAAUACGUACGUUUUUGUAAUCCAAUUACUCGAAUAAUUCGAGGAUUGAUACACACAUUUUCAAGCGUAUACCACCGAGGAAACGAAGUUUACAAUUACAAGUUACCUCAUUGUGUUAAUCUUUGUCUAUACAUACACACUAACACUUUUGUUGUAAAGACGCUAGUUAAAUUUAGGUAUUUAUUCGUUUACUGCGUGAGUGAAUAAUAUCGAGAAAUACUAGAAAAUAUCGCGUAAUGAUACAAUUUUAUAGGAAUGGAAAAGUGUAAGCAGUAUCUCGCAUAUAUACAUAUUAUCUAAGAAAGUACAAAGUUCUACCUGAACAGAUUAUAUUUCAUAGCGUAUCUGUUUUGUACAUCGAGUAAUCAAUGCAUUAAAAUAUACCAGAUUUUUUAUCUUAA
Molecule: messenger RNA, 6069 nt
Organism: Hylaeus anthracinus
Lineage: Eukaryota; Metazoa; Arthropoda; Insecta; Hymenoptera; Colletidae
Gene: gpp
Product: histone-lysine N-methyltransferase, H3 lysine-79 specific
Exons: 11
Coding region: 59-4036 (1325 amino acids)
Biological process (GO): DNA repair; regulation of transcription regulatory region DNA binding; DNA damage checkpoint signaling
Cellular component (GO): nucleus
Molecular function (GO): histone H3K79 methyltransferase activity
Source: RefSeq, a predicted model, not a curated record